UCGUUGCUUGUGGAAACAGCUGGUGAUUUCUGUCAACGAACGUUUCGGGAGAGCAACAUGGGGAGGAAUAAAAGUUGAAAUUUGAAUCGGAACUGACUGAAUCCGCUUUAAUUUGAUCAUCUGCUGCUGUUACACGAAACGCUGGGGAAUGUCAUCUUGUGCAAGCCACUUUGUUAGGCAGUGUUAAUCAGCCGGCUAGUCUGUUAGCUUAGGCCAUUGACUUUCAGUGUAGCCGGUUGCUAACGCCAGUCAGCUAGCUAACUUUGCUCGUACAAGUCUGUGUUUCCCCACAGUAAACAGAUACCGUUUUGUAGUCGCUUAGCUCUUGUUUUUUGAUCAGUGGGGACUAGUUUUUGUUCACUGCCGGCAUGGCUCAUGUUCAUUACAAAUUCUCCUCUAAACUCAAGUCCGACACGGUGGUUUUUGACGGCCUGUACAUCACGCUGAAGGAGCUGAAGAGGCAGAUCAUGGGCAGAGAGAAACUCAGAGCCGGGGACUGCGACCUGCAGAUUACCAACUCACAGACCAAAGAAGAGUACACAGAUGAUGACGCUCUCAUCGCCAAAAACUCCUCAGUCAUCAUCAGGAGGAUCCCUGUGGGUGGAGUCAGGGCCUCAAACAGCAAAACCAACAUCAUUGAGCGUUCAGACCACCAACUCCACCAUCAUUACGCCUUCGGAGCCUCCAAAGCAAUGGACGAGCAGAGUGCUUCCAGAGCUGUGGCCCUUCUUUCUAAGACUGCUAAUCUGGCUGAUGCAGAUGCGUCGGAAGAAGAUAAGAUCAGAGCCAUGAUGUCUCAGUCCAAUCAUGGCUACGACCCCGCACAUUACAUAAAGAAGCAUGGUCCUCCUCCUCCUGCAAAUUAUACCUGCUAUCGCUGUGGGAAGAACGGACACCACAUCAGGAACUGUCCCACCAAUGGGGAUAAAAACUAUGAGGCCAUUCCAAGGAUAAAGAAGAGCACAGGCAUCCCUCGCUCUUUCAUGGUAGAAGUGGAUGAUCCCAGCAUGAAAGGAGCCAUGCUCACCAGCUCGGGGCGAUAUGCCAUUCCUACUAUUGAUGCCGAGGCCUACGCUCUGGGGAAGAAGGAAAGGCCACCGUUUGUCCCCCAGCAGCAGCCUGAGUCAGAGGAUGAAGAGGAGCAAGCACCUGAUGAGCUCCUGUGUCUGAUCUGUAAAGACCUGCUGAACGACGCUGUGGUCAUCCCCUGCUGCGGAAACAGCUACUGCGACGACUGUAUUCGCACCGCCUUGCUGGAGUCUGAGGAGCAUGUCUGCCCCACCUGUAGCCAAUCAGAUGUGUCCCCUGAUGCCCUGAUAGCCAAUAAGUUCCUCCGACAGGCUGUAAACAACUAUAAGAAUGAGCAAGGCUACACUAGAAACCCGAAGAAAGUGGCCAGCGCCACCCACUCCCAAACUCCAACUCCGACACCGAGUCCUGCCCCAACCCCGCCCCUGCCGGUCACACAGCCCCGCCCCCAGCGGCCCUACCAGCCGCCCCGCAGCCAGCAGGACCCUCUGCUGGCCCGCCCACCAGCCUCAGACACCCCGCCACUGGCUCAGCCAGCUGUGACCCCUCCUACAGCAACAGGCCCAGCCUCUACUUACAGCACACCUUGUGCCUCCCCUCAGCCCCCACAGAACCAGAUGGAGACACCCAGCAAGGAGGCUGGGGGGGAGACGCCUGUUGAAGCAGUGGCUGCUGCUGCCCCCUCUGUACUGGUCUCAACCACAGAGCCCGCUGCUGCUCCAUCACCACUCAUGCCAACAGUUUACCAUGUUCCACUGGCAGGCCAGGCCCAGUCAAACCCACCGCAAACCUCCUCAGGUCCAGCAGCAGGACACACUGGGCCAUCACCAGACUGGGAGAGCUCCUCCUCCCCCUCAGGCCAUGGCUGGACUCGCUCCGACACUCAGCAGUCCCCACCCUCCUCUUCCUCCUCUUCUUCAGCUGCUCCUGCUCCCCCUGCACCUCCUGCUCCUCCUAUCUACCCCUCUCUAUCCCUCUUCUCCUCCCAUUUCCCCCCCUACCCAACAGGACAGCAGCCUCUGGCCCCUUACCUCCCCACUUAUCCCCUCGCUCCCCUCUGGCCUCCUCCUGUCCUCCCAGGAGCCCCUAUCCCACCCCUCUGCUCCUCUUCCCUCUCCUCCUCCACCUCCUCUUCCUCUUCUUCCAUACCUGCCCUCAUCCCCAAAGAGAUGUACAGACAUCAGAGGAGGGUGAAGGAAAGUCCUCCAAGUCGCGUGUUGGGGAGAGCCAGGCAGAAGUCCAAGCUGGAUGAGAUGACCAAUGAUUUCGCCAAAGAGCUGCUGGAAUACAGAAAAUUCCAGAGAGAGAGGCGGCGAUCCUAUUCCAGAUCACCAUACAGAGGUUCCUCCCACAGCCGGUCCUCCUCUGGUUCUUACUCAAAGUCUUACUCUCGCUCCCGCUCCUCUCGCUCUUACUCUCGCUCCCUUAGCCGGUCCAGAUCCAGAUCCCACUCCCGAGGCAGAUCCAGGUCUAGAUCCAGGCCUCGCUCACCUUACUCCUGUCACAAAGACCCGCCCACCCGCCUGCAUUCCCGCAGCUCCCGUAGCUCUGGUUACCGCCGCUCCCGCUCCCACACGCCUUCCUCGUCAUCCUCCCACCGAGGAGGCUACCGGUCCAGGUCCCGGACCCCAACAGAACGUCGGAAGACCCAUCAUGAUGGUAAGCGGUCUACGCGAAGCGACCACAAGCACCAGCGACGAGGAGACCAGAGAUCCUCGUCUGGUCGCUCCCACAGGAGCGUGGAAGGGAAGUCGGAUGGCCACACAUCUCAGGGUGGGAAUCAAACUAGCGCCAUGCCGACAGACAGAGAGCGCUACCGGCAGUGGGAGAGGGAGUACAGAGAGUGGUACGAGAGAUAUUUUAGCAGCUAUGCCAACCAGUUCCACAGUCUCCCACCUCUGCUCCCCACGCCUCCUCCUCCUCACAAGGAGGAGAGAAGGACCAACAGUUCCCAUUCCUCUCAUUCAAACUCCCGCUACCGACCCCACCACAGAGGGGACAGGAGAGAAAGUCGCUCCCCUCCCUCCCAGUCGUCCAAUGACAGCCCCUCCCCGUGCGAGGACACCACUCGGCCCAUGACCUAUCAGCAGAGGUGCACUGAGAAGUACGGCCGCAUGUCACUCAACCUCCGAACAGCCAGGAAGCAGCCAGGAUGGCCAAGAAGAAGUGAGGGUCACGAGCAGCCAGUCACAAGAGACUCAGGGGACCCUGGUGCUCCAAAACAUGGAAAGCAGACGAGGGUGUGGAAAGAAGAGAGGGGAGGACGAGGAGGAGAGAAGUCAUCAUCUCUCAGUGUCUCAACAGACAACAGCCACAAAAAGGUGAGGAGCAACACAGCUGAACCAAACACCUCCAGUGACAGCACGCCGUUACAUGAUGAACCAGUUGCUGGCGAUGAGUUAGACUCAGUCCCACCUUCUCAUGGGCCAGAUAAGUCUUCAGGUAAAGACGAUGAAGGAAAAAUGGAACGGGAAGGAGGAAGAGAGGAUGGAUGUAGAGAUCCAGGCUCCAAGCAGGGCAGGGAAAUAGAGGUCAAAGUUAAGCCUUUCAGAGACGCAGAUCGAGAAAUGGACAGAUACUCAGAAGGCAGCAAGGUGCCUGAGUCAAGAUCAGACAAGAACAGAAAAAAGAAAGAAGAGGAGAGGGACAGAAAAGAGAAAGGGGGGAAUCUUUCUGAUGAGAUGCAUCAUAGUAAGUCGGUGAAAAUGGAAUUCACUGAGAACGACAAAGCCGGCAAGAGUACAUCCCCAAAACCUCUUGAUGAAGAGAAGCAACAGAAGGAGAAGAGGAAAGCAUGGGGGAGAGUUCAGCCUCUGAGCAAAGAGAUGUGGGAGGCAGGGAUGACUCUGAAACCACAGAAGAAGAUCAGCAUCAACAUCAAUCUGGAUGGGAGAAGGAAAGAGCAGACUCAUAAUGUGGAGUUUGGGGAGUUGGAGAGGACAGUGAUGAAGGAGAAGGAGAAGAACAAGGCUGACGAGCGAGAGGAAGCGAGUGAGAGCAGAGGAGAAAAAGACGUUAGAGCAAAUGAAGGACGGGAAUCCAGCAGAGAAGAGGAAGCUGUGUUUGAAGAAAAAACAAACGUGGAUGAGGGAGAGGGAGGAGAGAUGAGAGUGAGAGCCAGUGUUAGAGAGGAUGAAGGACAGACGUGGGAGAAAAAUCUGGGAGAGGAAGAAGUAUUUGAAGAUGAGAAAGAGGACAGGGAACAGGACGAUUUCGACUUAUGGCAAAGUGCCUUAGGAGGAGCAAAGGAGGAGGAGGAGGAGAUGAAAAAGCAAAAGGGGGAGACAGAGGAGGAGCGAGAAAAGAGGAGGACCGGUGAAGAAGGGGUGACAAAAGAGGAGAGGAAGAGGACGAGGAGAGGAGAGGAGGAGGACGGCGUGAAGGACAGCAGAGGACAAAAGACAAGAGAGUUAGUCGCCAAAGCCCACAAGGAGAUGGAGGGAGAAGAGAGGAGAGGCAAGGAAGACAGAAAAGAGGAAGCGGAAGAAUCCAAGCCAAAAGAAGAGCUGAUGGAGGGAGCUAAGAGGAGGAGGAUGUGUGAAGAGGAAGAGGAGAUGGCGAGGUCCCAACCACAGAGGAGCAAAAGCAGAAGUCGCCACAGGCUCCCUGACAGACCAAACACCACAGUGGAGUUUGCCAGCAGCACCUCCUACGUCGGCAGCUGGGGAGGUGUGAGCAGUGAGGAGCGACAGGACCGGAGGAUGGUGGUGAAAACUCUGGAGGAAUACACUCAGCACAGAGCCACUACUGCAGAGGAUGAGAUGGUAUUCAUACAGGUUCCACUUUCCAAAUGGGAGAGGGACGAGUCUGAUGAAGAAGAGCAAGAGGAAGGAGAGAUCAAAGUUCAAGCUGGCACUCCUCCUGUGCCAGUGCCUCCCCCGUCCGUCUCCAUGACAACUGAGAUACCGACCAAUAGCGAGAGAGAGCAAGAGAGGGAGGGCAAGAGACACAGGGAGACAGAGAGAGAGAAGGAGAAGGAGAGAGACAGAAGCCGAGAGAUGGAGAGAGAGAAAAAUGCCACUCUGUCCCAGCCAAACAGAAAUGUGGCUUCCUCUAGUGGCAAAGAUCGGUAUGACAGAACGUCGCCCGCUGAUCGAGAGCGGGAGAAGGAGCGACAGCAGAGGAGGGAGAAGGAGAGGGUGAGAGACAGAGAGCAAGAGAGGGAGCGGGAGAGAGCGAGGAGAAGGGAGAGGGAGAGGGAGGAGGAGCGGCAGGGCGACAGAGCGAGAGGAAAGGGGAGGGAAAGAGAGGAGCGCAGCAGGGCCUCCCUCCCUCACUCCUCCUCUUCCACAGGCUCCUCUUCCUCCUGUCCCUCCGAGCGAGAGAGGAGGGACAGCGGCGACAAGAGGGCCCGCAAUCAGGAGAGGAGAGAGAGGGAGCGAAGGAGCGAUGCGGGAAGCGAGAGGAGCUCGUACUCCUCUUCGUCCCGCUCUUCCUCCCGUCCCAGCUCUUCUUCGUGCCGCUCCGAUGACUCAAAGCUGUCGAGCGGCAGCAGGGGAAGCAGCUUGACCGCCGCCGCAGCCGAAUUUGAGCUGCCCGAUCAAAACGCAAACAAAACACACACAGACAAGCUUGCGGACUUGAAGCAGAAAGAUCGGAGAGAGCACCACGAUCCCAGACAGCGCCACAGACACUCAGACAGACCGGCGGACACCCACCACCCACUCCACUCCUCCCCACCUUCACCCUCCAGCAGCCUGGGUCAGGAGAGAGACCCACUCCCUCACAAAUCACCCAGAGAGCCCCAGGAUGUGUCAGAGCUCAGCAAGCCCAGAGCAAGCAGCCCCCGCUGGGAUUCACUGUGGCCUGGGCUCCCCUCUCUGGUUCCACAGCCGGCACAGAAGGAGGUGGCAAGAAGAGGGGCAGCUGAAAGAGACACACCCAUGGUGAAGGUGUUGUCCUUCAGCCAGGACAUCCAGCAGGACCCCUGGGCAACCAGUGGUGUUAACAGUACACAGCACCCAGGAAGGCCCACUGAGCCACCCAGUCCUGACAGAGACAGAGCCAGGAGCUCAGAGACAAAGAGAGAAGGGGAAAGAGAGAAGAGAGAGGGGAAUGGCGUCAGAGGGAGGGAAGGGAGGGGAGGCAAUCCUGAGAGACAGCAAGACAAGGCGGUCUUCAUGCCUGACUACAGUGAGAGUGAGGAAGAGGAGGGAAAGAGGAGCAGGGACGUGGUGAAUGAGAUGAUCAAAGAAAGAGAAGGGGAGGGAGAUGAUCGAAGGGUGAAGGCCGAGAGAGACGGGAACAGUCAGUGGGGGGAAGAAGCUGAGAAAUGGCCCAGAAUCAGAGAGAUGGAGGAGGGAGAGAGGCCAAGCAGCCCCAGUAGCAGCAUCACUUCAUCCACAAGCCAGGAGGACGCCAGGAGAGACGGGAAGAAGAGAGAAAAGAAAGAGAAGAAACACAAGAAGCACAAGAAGCAUAAAAAGGAAAAGAGGCAGGGCAUUCUGGAGCUGGAGGAGGGCGAGCUGAAGAAGCACAAACACAAGAAGAAGAAAUCGAAGAAAAGCAAAGAGGAAGAGGAGAGCAGCAGAGGGGACGACGACAGGUGUAAAGAGGAGGGUGAGGAGGCCAAAGACGACCAAAUCUGUGGAGGAAUUUUGUGACAGCCCGCGGUGUUGGAGGGGGGAAGCGUCGCAUGACAUUUCAGGCCUUGCUUCUCGUUUUUAACACUUAUCGAUAAUCAAAAUAAACGACUGUCCAGAAUGAAGUUCGCUCAAACCAAGUGUCCGUCGAGUUGUCCGGCCAGCCGAACGGCAUUCCCCUGGGCAAAUAAAUCACGCAAUUCCACCGUCGCAACAAACAGUCGGCGAGCACUGCCAUUUGCUCAGUGUAGACGAAAUGAAUAACAAGUGAAAAUGUCAGGAAGUGGGAAACUUUCUGGCUGCAUAUGAGAGCCACUCGCUCUGUUUACAUUCUCAUAAAUCAAGCCAGUAAUUGCACUGAAACCUUGGCAAAAACAUGCUUAAACAAGAUCACUUCUAUCUGAUUAGACAUGACCUUUAAAUCAGAAAAACUGAAGUGUCAGAUAAGUGUCAUUUCACUGACUUUUGCCUAAUUUAGCUACUCUUAGAAUAUCUGUAAAAAAAUACUCAAAGCUGUAAGGAAGAAAUAUAAAGAGAGAAAACCUAUUAGUUGUGUGCACCCAGCUGACCUUAAUUUUUACACCAAGGCCUGUUAGUUUUUCUGCAGUCCUUACUGUUAAAG
Messenger RNA from Myripristis murdjan (pinecone soldierfish), 7233 nucleotides. Its product is annotated as E3 ubiquitin-protein ligase RBBP6-like. Lineage: Eukaryota; Metazoa; Chordata; Actinopteri; Holocentriformes; Holocentridae. Gene Ontology annotation, biological process: ubiquitin-dependent protein catabolic process; mRNA processing; protein ubiquitination. The record is from RefSeq and is a predicted model, not a curated record. The coding region runs from base 369 to 6632 and encodes 2087 amino acids. The transcript has 20 exons. Gene Ontology annotation, cellular component: nucleus. Gene Ontology annotation, molecular function: ubiquitin protein ligase activity; nucleic acid binding; zinc ion binding.